GGCGCGGUAGUGUGUGGGUGUGUGCCAAGCCCUUCUCCAGUGAUCCCUGUAGCCUCUCUUGCCUCUACUUGCUGCCCCCGAACAAAAUAACAGUUCUAUGUUAAACUCCUAAACCUGAGCUCGGUUAAAGUUUACUUGCAAAUUAAUGACAAUUUAUACCAUGAAACCAGCACCAACUGUGGACGUUUAUUGAACUGAAAUGUUUUGUUGAUUUUGUGAACGCGAUGUCUUGAAUUUGUCGUUCAGUAUUUGAUGGAAAUCUUGCCCAAUUGACGCCUUGACUCGUACAAACAAUUGAGGCAGCCAUGUUUGCCCUAAGCAGUGGCGUAUGGAGGGCAAGUGUCUCGUGGCUCCUGCUGCUUGUGUUUACACUGCAGGAGACGUCAGGGAGCUUGAAUUUAUAUCUCACCAAGGCUGAGGUGCAACGCAUUCUAGGUCUGAAAGCAGAGCUGUACUACGUACGCGAGGGAGUCGUCAACGAGUACGCCAUGGGCUGGAAUGUGCCCGUACAGGCUGACGUGCACGCACUGCACUUCAUUUGGCACGGCACCGACAGCACGCCCUUGCAGUACAACAUCGCUCUGAAGACAGAAGACAGUGAGAAGGACGACUCCCAAGACUCCAAAAGCAAAGAUCAUUUGGAUGAAAGUAAACCAAGUCGGAAGCAGAAGAAGAAAGACAAAAACGACGAGAGGAAGGGUCCUGUUGUGCUGGCUCCCCCUUACCUAAAUAUUUCAUUGUCGGGCAACGUGCCUACCAAACCAACAACUUUCACACUCCAUCUUCCGUGUACCGGAGCCGCGAGCGCUGAAGUCUAUGUCACUCUGAAUAUCAAUGUGACGUCGCACAGACCUUCCUUGCCACCGAUAGAACUCUAUUUUAGACGGAGGAAAAUUUGCCUUCAAGGUCAGUCUUCUGGUGCGUACGCCCCACACCAAGACCCCCAGGAGGAUCCCCCCGCCCUGGUAUCCCCAGCGCUGUACUACGGCCUGUGCGGCGCCGGGGCUCUCCUGAUGGUGGUGCUCAGCCUCCUGGGCGCCGCCUUCGUGAGGCGACGCGUCAGGGAGAAGAGGCAGCGCGACCACUGCACCCUUACGUCCAACUGCGGAAGCGACCAGAAAUCGCGAGUGGGCACCACUUCUUCCCUGCUAUCGCCCCUAUCAAACAACGUUUACACACCAACCAACCACACAUACACUCCAUCCACACACACCUACACACUUCCCUCGUCAGUAACGAGCAACUGUUAUGCGUCUCUUACGCAGCUGCCUGUUAGCCCCACGCAAACAUUGCCUCAUCCACCGACCCAAACACUGCCGAGGAACUCUUCCUCCUCAACGUCUGUACGCGAGCACAAUGCCUCUGCGGCGUCACUGUCGACGCCCGCUGGAAGUACUUCGGUUGCCUCCCUAACAUACGGACCUAUGUCAACGGCAUCUCUGUCUCACCCGGCAAGCAUCUCUGGGCCAAAGAUCUCCGGAUCUUUGGCUCGUGACUGCAGCCUCCCAACUUUCCGGCCCACGACCACAGGAUCUCUGGGAGGCUCCAAAAACUGCACACUCACCACGACGGCGUCUGGCGGCAGUCGCAACAGUACGAUAAAUAAACGCGAGCUUCUCGUCGACCCUUGCAUGGCGCAGAUGCAGGAGAACUUCAAGCACCUCCAGGUUGACAGACGACGCGUGCGUCUGACAUGCGUGCUGCUGGAGGGCCGCUACGGGCGACUGUACCGCGGUUGCAUCCAGGCGGACUCCCCUCAUCCUGACACUCAGGUGCUGGUGAAGACAGUGCAGUGCAGUGCAGGACAGCAGCAGGUACGACAGCUGUGCAGGGAGGUGGCGCGGCUGGCUAACGUGCAGCACAGAGCUGUGCUCUCCAUGGCCGCCGUGUCCCUCGCAGCCUCCGCUCCUCCACUUGUCAUCUUCCCCGACAUUGCCUUCCAUAACCUCAAAUUGUUUCUGAAGAGCAGAUCAGUGCACCUAACUCCUGGGGACCUGCAGCAGGUGGCACUGCAGGCGGCGCAGGCUCUGGCCUUCCUGCACUCCUGCAACAUCCUGCACUCUGAUUUUGCUGCACGCAACUGCUUCAUCACGGAUCAGCUGCAGCUGCGUGUAGCAGAUUCCGCCUUGUCUGACGACCUCUUCCCUGAGGACUAUCACGUGCUCGCCCCGGUCACGUCCAACGGCGACGCUGCCGCCAUCGUUCGGCCCGUGGCGUGGAUGGCGCUCGAGGCCAUCACUGAAGGCGUCACUUCACAGCCAGCUGAUGUGUGGUCUUGGGGAGUCCUGGCAUGGGAGCUCAGUACUCUGGCCCAGCAGCCGUACCAAGAUUUGUCACUGUCGCUGCUGCCAGACUACCUGAGGGACGGCUACCGCUUGGCUCAGCCUGCCACGUGUCCAGAUGUUCUGUACCAACUUAUGGCUUUCUGCUGGGCCAUCAACCCGCAGCAUCGCCCGCGAGCAGCGCUUCUGGUAGAAUAUUUACUGGGCCUAACUCAGCAACCUUUUUCCUCCCUAAACCAAACUUUGGUCCCUACAGUUCACGACUUCCAGCUUUCCAAUCACAUUCCAGCGUCGUCAUUCCUGCAUAAUUCAGCGUCGGUGGGUGCGGAUCUGAAGAGAUUGAACCAAGGAUACCACUCGACUUUAAUGAAUACAUCUGCUUCUUUGGGUGGCGACAUAAAAGCUUUCUCUCACCAAUUCCACUCGCAUUCCUUGAAUCCCUCGUCUUCUUGCGCGAUAUCCAAGUCUGACUUGAAGGGCCUCAGUCAACUGGCCCCGCAUUAUUCAAAGCCUGCUUCUUUAAUGGCCAACGGUGAAGAGAUGACCACCGAAGACGAAGAUGUCAACGCCGACGUUAAUGACACUUUAGGAGGUGACGUGUACAGCACUCCUAGCACGUCUGAAGGGGACAUGCAGCCCUGGAGAUUUUUUCCCCAACGUCUCCCCAAUGGAGCGAUCUCCGUACCACCGCCCUUGCCCCCUGCCAAUGGGUCUUUGCACCCUGUGAGGGCGCCUCGCCCCCCGCAACCUCUUCCGAACUCCAGCAACACCAUCGUCUUAUGACCGCAGUAUGAACUCCCAGAAGAUGCACGCAAAAAUAUCGUUUAAGACAAGAGUUUUUUAAUGUAUGUGCUGUGUCUUUCCAAUAGUUUUCUCUUCGUAAAUCUUUAAUUUCAUCGAAUGUAGAACCUCUAAUAUUUUCUAUAUAAACUUUGCGAAGAUUAAAGUGAGAAAAGUGUUUUGAAAAAAUUCCUCGGCAAUAUUAGUCAUGAAUCCGGCUCUGAGUUACAGUGAUCAACGUAUAAAUAAAUGCUUUGGAACUUCAUUGAGUAAUAUAUUAUAAUCUUCAUUGAGUGGUGUGCAGUUAGAUUACGAGUAAUCAAACUCAUGAGUGAUAUUAUAUGCGAUGUUUUUAUAAUCAUUAGUUUUGAAUAUCUAUCUAUCUUGGAUUUCUUGAUGUUGUUGCGGCAGU
This is a messenger RNA of Hyalella azteca, 3474 nucleotides long. Its product is annotated as tyrosine-protein kinase Dnt. The transcript is spliced from 10 exons. Gene Ontology annotation, biological process: protein phosphorylation; axonogenesis; cell surface receptor protein tyrosine kinase signaling pathway. The coding region runs from base 306 to 3065 and encodes 919 amino acids. Gene Ontology annotation, cellular component: signaling receptor complex. Gene Ontology annotation, molecular function: ATP binding; protein kinase activity. The record is from RefSeq and is a predicted model, not a curated record. NCBI's taxonomy places the organism in Eukaryota, Metazoa, Arthropoda, Malacostraca, Amphipoda, Hyalellidae.